This is a messenger RNA of Phalaenopsis equestris, 1625 nucleotides long. Its product is annotated as lys-63-specific deubiquitinase BRCC36-like. The coding region runs from base 156 to 1427 and encodes 423 amino acids. Gene Ontology annotation, cellular component: BRISC complex; BRCA1-A complex. Gene Ontology annotation, molecular function: polyubiquitin modification-dependent protein binding; metallopeptidase activity; cysteine-type deubiquitinase activity. The transcript is spliced from 10 exons. Gene Ontology annotation, biological process: double-strand break repair. The record is from RefSeq and is a predicted model, not a curated record. Lineage: Eukaryota; Viridiplantae; Streptophyta; Magnoliopsida; Asparagales; Orchidaceae.
GCGGUGGAUCCACAGAUUUCGCCCCGCAAAUCAGCCGAAAAGCGCCUGCAGAGUAUCCAAUGAUCGAAACAUAUAGACAGCGCUAGCACGAGUGGAGCUCGGGCUGAAAUCAUUCACGGUCACAAACCUUGCCGGAGCCUCGCGGCGGGCGAAAGAUGCCGCUGACGAGCGUUCAGGUGUCGGAGGAUGUGUGGCUGACUUGCCUGACGCAUUCGCUGACCACGGAGACGGAGGAGAUUAUGGGCCUCCUCUUCGGAGACAUUCAGGACUUGAACAAUGGUAACAAAACUGCGCUGAUAUGGGGUGCAUCACCUCAGAUGAGAUCUGAUCGUCGAAAAGAUCGAGUGGAGACAAAUCCUGAGCAGUUGGCUGCAGCAACAGCACAGGCUGAAAAAUUGUCACAGACGAUUGGAAGGACUACAAGGGUCAUUGGGUGGUACCAUUCACAUCCACAUAUUACAGUUCUCCCAUCUCAUGUAGAUGUCCGUACUCAGGCGAUGUAUCAGAUGCUGGAUAGGGGCUUCAUUGGGCUGAUAUUUUCUUGCUUCAGUGAGGAUGCUCAGAAGGUUGGGAGAAUUCAGGUUAUUGCUUUUCAAUCUGCUGAUUUGAAACAGAGAUAUGAAUCUCCUGCUAGAGAUACAACUGUUGAUAUUGAUACUUCUUCGAGCUGGAGUUCCUUUGACAAUCCUAGGUCAGCUUCAGAAUCUGCUGUUAUUGAGUACAUUGAACAGGACAGUGGUGACUCAAGAAUGACAAAAGCAGCUAAGGCUGUGAAAUCUCCAGAUAUGGAGCAAUUCUGCACUCAUAACGACAUCAAGUACUUAGAGAAGCAGAAAAUGGCUGAAAACUCUAUUUUACUCUUCAAUGCAGAGAAUCUGCAUGACACUCCGACCAAUACUGAUUCUAUUGAUAUGUCAGAUAGUGUACAGGAAGCAUUGCACCGUUCAAGCAUGGACUUGAGUGGCGCAGAGUAUAUCAGGACUGAAGUUCCGUUAAUUGUGCUGCCCACUAGAGCUCUACUGAAGCUUGAAUCCCCUUUAACGUCAUUCACCGAGAUGCAACAUAUGUUAUUUCAAGAAGAACAAUCCGCUUAUAAACAGGCCCUACUACAAAAUAUGCGCGAUGGGACGAUACACCCGCUCGCUUAUAUACACCACACAUCAACCUAUCAGGCGUCAUUGUGCAAGUUGAUGGAGUAUUGUUUGAGCCCUGCUGUAAAAGUGCUUCAGGAUCGUUUGAGAGAGAAUGAGACAAGGCUUGGGAUUUUGAUGGAAGAGAGCAUCACAUUAGACAGAGACUUGAACCUGGAAUCCUCCCCCAGGAGGCCUCAAGGCGGUGUGGCGACAUUGCAAAGAGAAAUGCGAAAUUCCGGCGAGUCCAGUCCAAGAAGCCCGAGCAGCACCAGCGGCCGGAGAAAGACACCUUGAAUUAGUAAGCACUAGUGGCCUCUUCUUUCAUUUGUGAAAAGGUUUGUUCUUCCAGGUGCACCUGUGCCACUCACACAUUUUGUUUCCUUGAGAAUUUAUUAGUGAAUUGUUGCUUGGAUUUCAGCUGAUGAUGAAGAAAGAGUUCAGUUGUGUGCUUAGCGAGAGAACUGUUGUUUUUAUAGCCUGUUUUCUUUGGUA